Molecule: messenger RNA, 2667 nt
Organism: Candidozyma duobushaemuli
Lineage: Eukaryota; Fungi; Ascomycota; Pichiomycetes; Serinales; Metschnikowiaceae
Gene: MED16
Product: Med16p
Exons: 2
Coding region: 1-2667 (888 amino acids)
Biological process (GO): positive regulation of DNA-templated transcription
Cellular component (GO): mediator complex
Source: RefSeq, a predicted model, not a curated record
AUGUGUCUCACGUACUUGGAGAACACCAACGGGAAGGACUGGCAAUUGGCGAAAACCACCCCGCUCACGCUCAAGCCGCUGGACGACGGCGUGGUGUCGGAGAUUGAGAGGCUCCGCUGGAGCAAUCUUCUGACCGAUUUGGCCGUGUGGGACGUGAAGGGCAACUUCUUCAUUUUGCUCGCUGGAGUGGGCUUGAUCAACGAUAAGAAGACGGAGGAGGCCAACGGGCACCGGGCGAACGGAUCAAAGACGUCCAACGGAGCCAAGGACUUGAACCCUAAUGGGCUGCCCCGGGGCGACGGGCCUUCCUACGAACUUACUAGUUAUAAUCAUACCGAGAUGAUCUACAGAGACAUUGCACCGCCGCAGGCCCACACCAAGUGUGUGGCGUUUGAGUGGUUGAACAUCGAGAAGCCGCAGAUUGUGAACAAGCCGGCGACGCUCAUGGGCGAGGAGAACGGCGUGGCUAACUAUGUCUAUGGAGUGACCCAGCACCAUCCUCCAGGAACCAGCCACCCGAUUCCGACAAAACAAGCCUGUGUGGCUGUACGCCAGGAUGGUCUUUUCAGCUUGUACUACCAGGGCGAGCACAAGGUGGAGUACCACAAGUUGGCGUACAAUUUGGCUCCUGACGGCAGGGAAGGCAGCUGCACUUUCACCAAGGCAGCCAUUGGCUUCAACAGCGACAAGAAGAUUGUUGUGGUGGCCUACGAUGCCCGCUCGGACCUCGUUUUGACCUACGUCAUCAGCAUCGACUGGGGCUUUCUUGUUGAAUCUGCCCAGAGACAGCGCUCAGAUCCUCAUUACCACACACCAAAGGACAGCCAGAUCCCGCCGCUGCUACUGUGUGCGUUGGUGCACGAAAUGAGGCCCGAGCCCACGGCAUCGUGUGAUUUUGGCGAGGAAAAGGCCUUUGGAAAGCCCGAGGUGGUUCAGCAGACACUCAAGCUGAUCGAGCUAUUUUCCCCGUACUUCCAACAGGGCUCCAAUUUGGAGAUCCUCAUAACUUAUGAGUGCAUGAACCCCGUGGGCAGCCAGCCCUACACGCUGGCGUACAGGUAUAAUUUGGAGAACGCCAUGGAUAGCGUGGGCGAUUUGUUUGAUAGCAUGGGAGACGCCAAUGCCGGUGAUUCUCGAGAAGGUCUUUUGAGGCUUGUGCUACAGGGCCAUAUCAGUCUAUCGAAGCAGGUUCAGCAGAUAGAAACGGCCAUCUCAGAGAGCUUGCUUCUUUUUAUUUAUACAGACGGCACCAUCGAUGCCGUCAACAGGGAGACAUGGGAGAUUGUGCCACUGCUGGAUCUCAAGAUUGAAGGUCAGGAACAGACAACAUACCCUAGCACCAUAACUUCACUUCUAGACUGUGGAUUCCUGUUUCCUGAACUAGGGCCUUCUCCAGCAUUGCUAGCUGUUUCUCCCAAUAUGGCUGCUUUCGUUCACUACGAAAACGGACAACUUCAAUUCAGGCCUCUUGAGCGCAGCAGUACCAAAAGCGUUCUGCUCUGUGGCAUUGGCUUUGCCUACAUGCAUGCGUGUGCCUGCUACUCCACCACAUCCUCCGACGAUCUUUUGGUGAUGCUUCGAAAUGAGCUUUUCAAGACCGAACUCGAGCAGCCAGAGCUCGCUGGUCAUCUCGUCGAUUUGGCAAUGACGGAGUCACACAAGGCGAUCAACUUUCAGCUCAAUUCGUUUGGGAAGGAGUCUGUUGACAAGCUUCUUUCGAACCCACCUCUCCAGAGACUUCUUUCACUUCAGCUUGUGCUUGGCGAGCUUCACACAAAAAAUAAAGCUAUCAAAGAUAUGGCGUGGAUUGUACUUAAUUUGAGGUCGACCAGUUUUGGCAUCAUGUUCUCGCUUUCCAGCAUCUACAGGCAAAUGUCGAAAAAGAAGCCUGCCGAGGACCUCUUGCAAGAUUCCGUGAGUCGUGCUGAAUGUAUAAUGCUGUUGGUGGGAAACAUUCGCUGGCUUAUUGACUUGAUCGUUUACUUCAACCAGGAGCUUCUUCAACUUGCAUUUUCCAAAAAUAAUCCAGAACAGUCUAAAGUUACUGUGGAUAAUUCCGUGGUACUCCCAGUGAUACUAGGCAAGGUACCACGCCUAUUCCUCAUGUACUCGCUUUCUUCCAUUGGAAAGACCCACGAGAUUUUAAAGAAGCUUUACAAAGAGCUCACGGAGAGUAACAAGCUUUACACACCUAUGAAAGAGGCACUCAAUCGUUUCUUCACAGCGUGCAACUCACUGCCACUUAACCUUGGCCUUUUUGAGAACUUCCUCCGUGAAUGCGAGGUUUAUGUUAACAAGGAGCUCAACAACAUUGUUUCAAAUGAUCGUGCUCAACUGCUCAAAUUGGAACAGCAGCUAUUCUGUCGGGGAUUUGUUCCUGACGAGGUCAAGUAUAUGGCCAAUGUCUUAAUAGAGCGUCACUCAGCUACGAUAAGCAGAGACUUGAAGCUCGCAGAUUUGUAUUUCUAUCAAAAUGACUGGAUCGACGUUGGUAUUUCCCGAAAAGAAUUUGGUAAGCCAUAUGUGCCGUUGGAAGAGCAUUUCAAACCAAUGAUCCCCCGACUCCGAUACUCAGAUAACGAGGUGGUUGACACUCUCCGGAAGAUUGUCAUUAACGCUGGACCUACGAAAGUGUACAAGAUGCAGAGCAGUAUCGUUGGUCGCUGA